GCGACUGAUAGACUUGUGACUUUUCAAACAAACAUUGAUUUGUUUAAAAAUUAACCGUAGAUGUAAGCCGUAUUCCAUUUACAUCAGUCACAAUGAUUGCACUCUAAAGAACGUUACGCGUACUCUGAUAGAAGAAUAUUUGUAAACCGUGUUAUUAACAAAAUCAUAACCUACAAGUCAAAUAUGGAUAAAGAUAGAGAUAAGGUGAAGGAUAAGAUUGACUACAAACCUAUUAAAUAUACCUCUGUCAAAAAUAUGGGAUUAAGUGCUCCAGAGGACCGCCUUAAAACACUGGCAGAUUAUGGGACUGCUGUUGAUAUAGACCCUAAUAUUCCACCGCGAAGAUAUUACCGUUCUGGAAUUGAAAUGAUCAGAAUGGCUAACGUAUACAUGGAAGAGGGCAGUCUGGAAAAUGCUUAUAUUUUAUUCAUGAAAUUUAUGACAAUUUUUUUGGAAAAAAUAAGAAAACAUCCACAAUAUAACACAGUGCCUGUAAAAGAUCGUGCGACAAAUCAACAAAAGUUGCGUGAAAUUCUCCCAAAAGCUGAGGCGCUGAAAAACCAAUUACUUGCUCAGUAUAAAAUUGAGCAGAUUAAAUACCUGGAGGAUGCAAAAAAACGGGAGAAAAUUGAAAUGGAACGACUGAAAAGAGAAGAGGAGCAGCGGUUGAAGGACGAAGAGGAUAGAAAAAGUAAAUUAGCCGCUCGGACAGCUGCAAAUGCUGCUAAAGCAAUGCUUGGCACAACUUCAUCUGUUACUGAUCAAGACAUUGUUGCAAAACAACCGAUUGUAACCAGACCCCAAUCUCCAAUUAAGGAUACAAAGCCUCAUCAAUCUGAAGAAAGAGCAAUACCAGAAGUCGAUCGAUCUACCAAACCUCGGCUACUGGAUAAACAUGAUUUGAGAGAUGUUAUAUUACCCAACAAAGCAAUGACUGAAUUCUUGUUACUGGCUUCUCGCAACACGAUGCAAAAUAAAGAAACUUGCGGGAUAUUGGCUGGCAGAUUAGAACGUAACAAGUUACUUGUCACCCACGUGUUAAUCCCCCAACAAACGGGCUCACCAGAUUCCUGUACAACAUAUAAGGAAGAAGAUAUCUUUGACUACCAAGACCAGCAUAAUCUUAUCACUCUUGGAUGGAUUCAUACUCAUCCUACACAGACAGCAUUUUUAUCUAGUGUAGAUCUUCACACUCAUUGUGCCUAUCAACUAAUGAUGCCUGAGGCAAUAGCUGUUGUGUGCGCACCAAAGUAUCAAGAUACUGGAUUUUAUACUUUAACACCAGACUAUGGACUCGACUUUAUAGCUAAUUGUCGAACAUCUGGAUUUCAUCCGCAUCCAACACAACCAGCCCUUUACACAGUAGCUGAACAUUGUAAAUUGGAUUCAACGGCGGUUAUAAAUAUGGUAGAUUUGAGGAAAUGAAAAGUGCACCUUAUACAUUUCGCCUUACCUGCUGGCUUGAGCUGAUCUACUGUCAAUCGUUUUUCUAAUAUCAAACAUUAUUAUUAUGGAACAAUACCUUUGAAAGUAUAAAUGAAAUUUGGGCAGUUUGAUAUGUGUCAGCGACUCUGAUUGUUGAUAGUAUUUCAAAUGUAUAGCACCAAAUUCGUUACUACACCUCGUAACUCUUAUCUGUUGUUCUUAAAUAACUACGAAUACAGUUCUAACACAUUUAUAUGCAUAGGUGAGUAAUUAACUUAAAUAAUUUUUUUUACAUGCAUUCGAAUACAGUUGAUACAACGAAAUAUUUAGAUACAAACCGUUAUAGCUUAUACCAUUGCAAAGCCUGAAUGCCACGUAGAUUAUAAGUAAAAUUUAUGAUAAUAUAUGGGGCAUUCCAACUUAAGUUUUUUGACCUUGUGUAGUGUCGAUUUGAUUAUCAUUUUUACCCGCGCGUUUUAGUAUUACAGAUCUUAGGAUAAACAGACUUCACUCAUUCAGCUAAUGAUGUAAAUGAGUAAAAAUAUAAAAAAGAGUACCAGAAGUCAGUGUAUCUAUUAAAAUGACAUUCAGGCGCUGGUUUGCAUAACGCAUCCCAUAUAUGAGUGCACCACUACACUACAAGAGUACUGGUGUUCUAUGCCCAUAGAAUUUUUGUCACUAGUCACUAUUAAAGUAGAGCAUCACUGGAGGCCAUCGGUGCCUACUUCUGCUCUACUGUACUUUGGUACUUUAUAUUACUGGGCACAAGUGAUUAUUUUUGGGUAAGAGAUGAGGGAUAUACUAGGACGAAAAGAUCGAUAGAAGAACAGAGAAAAAAGUAGGUUCGAUUUGAUAUGGAAUACCCCAUAUAGAGUGAAGAGUGUUAGAGCUUUUAAAUUUUAAUUGCAGUACAUUGACAGUUAAUGUACUGCAUAAUACUUUUGCAAAGUUAUAUUUCAUGUUAACUAUUUAUUACAUUUUUAUAACAAUUUUCACACUAUGUAUAUAUUAUAACACAUACCUGAUAUGUAACCACCAAACGGUAAUCGCGCAAUGUAUUACUAACUUUAUGAAUGGGAUUGUGAUAUUUAUGCUUAAUGUUAAGGAAUACACGAAAUAGUUUGCUAGUAUAUUAAUAAUAAUAGUUUGCACUAAUGCAAUUCACAUGUUAGUCAUUUAUACUAUGAUCAACAACAAGUUUGUUAUAUUUUAUUCAUUAAAGCUAGAUGUGGCUUAAAUAAUUCAAUAUAAUUCAACUU
Molecule: messenger RNA, 2684 nt
Organism: Diprion similis
Lineage: Eukaryota; Metazoa; Arthropoda; Insecta; Hymenoptera; Diprionidae
Product: STAM-binding protein-like A
Exons: 8
Coding region: 184-1425 (413 amino acids)
Biological process (GO): protein K63-linked deubiquitination
Cellular component (GO): membrane; endosome
Molecular function (GO): metal-dependent deubiquitinase activity; K63-linked deubiquitinase activity; protein binding
Source: RefSeq, a predicted model, not a curated record